This is a messenger RNA of Eremomyces bilateralis CBS 781.70, 1512 nucleotides long. Its product is annotated as alpha-N-arab-like proteininofuranosidase. Gene Ontology annotation, molecular function: hydrolase activity, hydrolyzing O-glycosyl compounds. The transcript is spliced from 4 exons. The record is from RefSeq and is a predicted model, not a curated record. Lineage: Eukaryota; Fungi; Ascomycota; Dothideomycetes; Eremomycetales; Eremomycetaceae. Gene Ontology annotation, biological process: carbohydrate metabolic process. The coding region runs from base 346 to 1449 and encodes 367 amino acids.
UGCUGGAACACGACAGACGCGGCUAGGUCUAGCCUCUUCUAUUAAGCUAUGCUCAUGUGUUCUUCAUAUUCCAUGUUACUGCCGGGUUACACCUUCAUUUUGCUACUACUGCACGCGAAGACUACGGUAUUGACAGGUUACAUCCGCUCUUGAUCUCUCAUUACCGGACCCAUUCAUUCCAGUAGCGAUCGCCUUCCCCGCUUGGUGGACACAGAACGACGGAAAGCAGCGAUGAUCUGGAUGCUUCCGAUCGAUUUGUAUUCCUUUUUAAAAUGUUUCUUUAUUCAAGUUAUUCAUGUCCUCUACCUCCUUUUCUAUCAUUUUGACGCGUGGUUGAAAAGCAUCAUGAAGUUUGCGACCUGGUUUUUAACGGCCUCUCUGGUUUUCUCUGACAUAGGAGCGUGUCAUCCCAACAAUACAAGGACGUUUACCAAUCCUAUUCUACAGAAGGAGGCGGCGGAUCCUUGGGUGUUCCUUUAUGAGGAUGGGCUCUACUACAUGAUUCUGUCGGCCAACAACGGUCUAGAAUUAUUGCGUAGCCCAAGGCUCACGGACUGGAACAACGCCGAGUCAAGGACAAUCUUCACUCCACCGCCCGGUACGAAUUACUCUACGGAUAUUUGGGCUCCAGAAUUGCACUCGAUAGACGACCGUUGGUACGUGAUAUUCACCGCCGACCCGAACAAUGACAGUCCGAUUCCUGAAGUCGACAUGCUCUGCGACUACAACUGUCCAGCUGUGUUUCACCGCAUGUAUGUUCUAGAAGGGUCAGUAUCACAUCCAUGGGAAGCCGAAUAUACCUUCAAAAGUCAACUUGACACCUACGACCAAUUCGCGAUAGAUGGAACCUAUUUCCAGCACAAAUCGGGAUUGUACCACAUCUAUAGCUGUUGGAUCAACCAAUACGAUGCCUGGCCCGCAAAUCUAUGCAUCACAAAGAUGUCCAAUCCCUGGACAGUGAGUUCUACACUCGAGGAGCGGCAAAUUCUUUCUGCGCCUACAAAGCCCUGGGAGAAAACCCCGUACAAUCGAACCGUCAAUGUUCGCAUGUCGUCCAAUGAAGCCCCUCAACAACUGGUUAAUGAAAAGACCGGCCAGCAAUUCAUUAUCUACUCUGCCGCUCGCUCGGAUAACAGAAAUUACUGUUUGGGUCAGCUGGAGCUGGUUGGAGACGAUCCUAUGGAUCUUUCUUCGUGGAAAAAGUUAGAAGAAGGACCUGUGUUUUACCAGAACCCCGAGGAAGAAGCUUUUGGUGUAGGGCAUGCCAGCUUCACCAAGAGCCCGGAUGAAACAGAAGACUGGAUUGUGUACCAUGGCAUGAGAGACCCGACUUUUGGAUGGUCCGCCAGGACGAUCAGGGCCCAGAGGUUUUCGUGGAAUUACGACGGUUCUCCCCGAUUCCCCCGGCCUGGAUAUGGCCCAUAUGAAGCACCAUCAGGACAGAGGUGAACACAGGUAUUCAACGGGUUGGUAUUGCGUUGAAAGUUUAUAAUACAUAUGCUCUAACUGUGG